UUUGGAAUCAAUUUUAGAAUAGCUAACAAAAUAGUCAGAACUUAUUAUACCAGUGACACUGCCAAUUCAAAAAGUCCCUUUUGCUAGAACUGUCCCAUGGUGCCUGGCAAACAACAUGUUUCCUGCAUCGAAAAAGUCUCUUACCAAAGACUGAACAGUAAUUCAUAAAGUAUCAUCGAACCUAACUGUGACUGUGAGUGGGAUCCAGGGAUAAAUAAAAAUUUAAAAAAUUGUGAUCUGCUGGUCAGAAUUGUAACAAAUAAUAAAAAUGUACAGUAAAUAUUAUGCAAAUAUUAUAUUAAACAGACUGUUUCAAUAUCCUAUAACAAUUUCACAGAGUUAUUUGAGAUAUUGCAGUUUGACCAUGCUGCAAGUCAAAGACAUGUCUUGCUUCCAGAGUCAAAGAAGAUUCAUUCAAACCACAACAAAAACAAAUUCGUUAGAUGAAGACAGUGACCCUUUGAUAAAGUACAAGUACCAAUUUCCUAAGCGCAAGCCAAAGACCACUAAUAAUGUAGACAUCAAUGAACUUGUAACACAAGUGAUACAAAAAGUUCAUCUCAUCGACAAAAUGAUAACUUCUAUACCUAAAACCACCAUUAAAAAGCAAGUUGAAAUCAUUCUUAACCUGGAUGCCAACCCAUCCAUAAUAGUAGAGUUUUUUUCAAAGAAACCAUCAUUUUUGAAAGCAGAACACCUCGGAAUUUUGGUUGAAGGAUUGAAAAAGUAUGGAUUGAAGGAAGGAGAUAUUUUUAAACUCUUAUGCACUAUUGACAAUUUAGAGGAACUUAAAAUGAAGAAAAUUGAGACAACCUUCGAUAUUUUUAGGUCAGUAGGUAUGGCCAAUAAUGAUAUAAUCAAAACUUUUCUAAGGAAUCCCAACAUCGUUAGAUUAUCUUAUAAACAGAUAUUAAACCGUGUUGAUAGUUUAAAAGCCUUGUUUAAAACUUCAGAUGUUUUAAGUCUGAUCACUAGCACACCUGAUAUUUUAUUUGACAGUAUGGAUGAAGUGACCAAAAAGUUUAUGUAUGUGCAUCAAAAUAUGGGUGUAACUCAGAGACAAAUGAUGUACUCGUCUCUGUUUCAAUGUAGAUUACAACAUGUGAUCAACAGACACAUGUUUUUAGAGCGUACUGGCUUUUUUACUAAGGAAAUAAAGCAGAAUAUUGGAAGACUGAGUACCAAUCCCAUACUUCAAAAUAUUAUUGACAAUUCUGAUGCAGAUUUUGCUAAAAUGUAUGGUAAUAUGGAUGUAGCAGAAUAUCAAGCAUUUUGUAAAUUACUAGCUAAAGAAAGAGCAUUUGUCUCCGAAGAUGAAAUAUGAAAUAUUAAAGGAGCAUUGCAAUAUAUUUCAGUGAAUAAAACUGCUCAGUUGAAUAUAGAAGGCUCAGGGGACACUUUAAUCUUGACUAUCCAAAAAACACCAAUACCUAUUUUAAGGUCAUUGGCCAUUCUUUUAUGUUUUGUCAUUUUUAAACAAGUAAUAGCAUAGUAUUAAAGUAUCUGAAACUUUUUACAUAGCUGUAUUGAAAUAUUUAGAAUAUAUAUUAGAUGCAAAAAUUAUAAGGUAUUUUUGAAACCAUAAAUAACUUAAUUGUCAUUUC
This is a messenger RNA of Patella vulgata (common limpet), 1604 nucleotides long. RefSeq names its product transcription termination factor 4, mitochondrial. Gene Ontology annotation, molecular function: double-stranded DNA binding. Lineage: Eukaryota; Metazoa; Mollusca; Gastropoda; Patellidae. The transcript has a single exon. Bases 269 to 1324 code for a protein of 351 amino acids. Gene Ontology annotation, biological process: regulation of DNA-templated transcription. The record is from RefSeq and is a predicted model, not a curated record.